UCUCACAUCUCUCUUCAAAUCCCUAGAGAGAGAGAAACUUCGGGUUAUAUAUAUAUAUAUAGAGAGAGAGAGAGAGAGAGUCUCUCUCCGUCUUCGUUCUCCCUUUCGGAUCUGCUUCUUUCUCUCUCAUUCAGUCGAGUUGGGGGUUGUUUGAAGAGGAACGAUGUCGUCUCUGAGUAGGGAACUCGUGUUUCUUAUACUUCAGUUUCUUGAUGAAGAGAAAUUCAAAAGCACUGUUCACAAACUGGAGCAAGAGUCGGGGUUCUUCUUUAACAUGAGAUAUUUCGAGGAAUUGGUUACAAAUGGGGAUUGGGAUGAGGUGGAGAAGUAUUUAUCCGGGUUCACGAAGGUUGAUGAUAACAGAUACUCCAUGAAGAUCUUCUUUGAGAUCCGAAAACAAAAGUACCUGGAAGCCCUAGACAAGACGGAUCGGCCUAAAGCUGUGGAUAUUCUGGUGAACGAUUUGAAAGUUUUUUCAGCUUUCAAUGAGGACCUCUUCAAGGAAAUAACACACCUUUUGACUUUGGAGAACUUUAGACAGAAUGAGCAGCUAUCUAAAUAUGAGGAUACAAAGUCUGCAAGAAAUAUAAUGCUUGCUGAACUUAAAAAGCUGAUUGAAGCAAACCCCCUGUUUCGGGACAAGUUAACUUUUCCCAACUUGAAGAACUCAAGACUGCGGACUCUAAUUAACCAAAGUUUAAAUUGGCAACAUCAGCUUUGCAAGAAUCCGAAGCCUAACCCUGACAUAAAAACCCUGUUUGUAGAUCACUCUUGUGGACAGUCACAGCCAAAUGGUGCUCAUGCUCCAUCACCCGUAACUCAUCCACUAAUGGGCGCUGUUCCUAAAGCUGGGGGUUUUCCUCCUCUUGGUGCUCAUGGUGUAAGUCCAUUCCAGCCAGCACCAGCUCCCAUGCCAACAUCUCUUGCAGGAUGGAUGGCUAAUCCAUCUCCUGUUGCUCAUCCAUCAGCUUCUGCUGGACCCAUUGGUUUCCCUACACCCAAUAAUGCUGCAGCCAUCCUCAAGCGCCCCAGGACUCCUCCUACAGCUGUGGACUAUCAGACAGCAGAUUCUGAACAUGUACUGAAGAGAUCAAGACCUUUUGGAAUGUCAGAUGAAGUAAAUAAUCUGCCUGUUAAUAUUCUGCCUGUUGGAUAUGCUGCUCAGAGCCAUGGUCAGAGUUCUUACUCUUCUGAUGAUUUGCCAAAGGAUGUUCUUAUGACUUUAAAUCAGAGUUCAGCUGUGAGGAGUAUGGAUUUCCAUCCAGUUCAGCAAAUUAUAUUACUUGUUGGAACAACUGCUGGAGAUAUCAAUGUAUGGGAUCUUGGUAGUCGGGACAAGGUUGCCUUUAGGAAUUUCAAGGUCUGGGACCAUGGUGCACGCUCAAUGCCUCUACAACCAUCACUGGCCAAUGAUUACUCUGCAUCAAUCAACCGUGUCAUUUGGAGCCCUGAUGGCACCCUGUUUGGUGUUGCAUACUCCAAGCAGAUUGUACACAUAUAUUCCUAUCAUGGUGGUGGCGAUGUGAGAAACCACCUAGAGAUUGAUGCUCACGCUGGUAGUGUUAAUGAUCUUGCAUUCUCUUACCCAAACAAACAACUUUCUGUCGUCACAUGUGGGGAGGAUCGGCUCAUUAAGGUAUGGGAUGCAGUCACAGGGGCUAAGCAGUACGUUUUUGAGGGUCAUGACGCACCUGUUUAUUCUGUAUGUCCACAUCACAAGGAAAACAUUCAGUUUAUCUUUUCGACUGCAAUUGAUGGAAAAAUAAAGGCAUGGUUGUAUGAUAACGCCGGCUCUAGAGUUGACUAUGAUGCUCCAGGUCAUUCAUCCACCACAAUGUCAUAUAGUGCUGAUGGGACCAGAUUGUUCUCCUGUGGGACUAGUAAAGAAGGAGAUUCAUACCUUGUGGAAUGGAAUGAAAGUGAGGGGGCUGUCAAGCGUACAUAUCAUGGUCUUGGGAAGCGAUCUCCAGGGGUUGUACACUUUGAUACUACAAAGAACCGGUUCUUAGCUGCUGGUGAUGAGUUUAGAAUCAAAUUUUGGGACAUGGACAAUGUUAACUUAUUGACAGCUAUUGAUGCUGAGGGUGGAUUACUGGCUUCUCCCUGUAUCCGAUUCAACAAGGAAGGUGCAUUAUUGGCUGUUUCAACAAAUGAGAAUGGCGUCAAAAUACUAGCAAAUACAGAUGGGAUCAGGCUACUACGGACGGUCGAAAGCCGUUCAUUUGACGCUCUUAGAGUUGGACCUGCAGCUGUUGUGAAGGCCCCAACAGUAGGAACCAUCGGUGCUGUAAAUGUGCCUGUUGGAUCAAGCAUAGUUGAUCGCACUGCUCCAAUAGCAUCAAUAGUUGCAAUGAAUGGUGAUCGAAACUUGGCAGAUGUAAAGCCCAGAAUCACUGAUGAGUCAAUGGACAAAUCCAGGAUCUGGAAACUGACAGAAAUCAAUGAACCAUCACAAUGCCGAUCUUUGAGGCUUCCAGAUAAUAUGACUGCAAUGAGGGUUUCUAGGUUGAUCUAUACAAAUUCAGGAUUUGCCAUUUUGGCACUAUCAGCUAAUUCAGUGCACAAACUCUGGAAAUGGCAGAGAAAUGAUCGAAACUUGACUGCCAAGGCAACUGCUAGUGUUGCACCACAACUGUGGCAUCCUUCAAGUGGAAUAUUGAUGACAAAUGACAUUAGUGACACGAACCCUGAAGAUGCUGUUCCAUGCUUUGCACUGUCAAAGAAUGACUCUUAUGUUAUGUCAGCUUCAGGAGGGAAAAUCUCCUUAUUUAAUAUGAUGACGUUCAAGACAAUGACGACAUUCAUGCCCCCUCCACCUGCAGCAACGUUUUUAGCUUUUCAUCCCCAGGACAACAAUAUCAUUGCAAUAGGCAUGGAGGAUUCUACUAUCCAAAUAUAUAAUGUCAGGGUUGAUGAGGUCAAAACAAAGCUCAAAGGCCAUGAGAAAAGAAUAACAGGGCUUGCCUUCUCUAAUAUUCUCAACAUUCUGGUAUCUUCAGGUGCUGAUUCUCAGCUGUGUGUUUGGAGCACAGAUGGAUGGGAGAAGCAAACAAGUAAAUAUGUGCAGAUUCCAAGUGGGCGAACACCGACUCCUCUUGCAGAUACCCGUGUACAAUUUCACCAAGAUCAGAUUCAUUUAUUGACAACCCAUGAAACUCAGAUAGCUAUAUAUGAAGCACCCAAGCUAGAAUGUGUUAAGCAGUGGGUUCCUCGAGAAGGAAACGGUUCAAUUACACAUGCAACAUAUUCCUGCGAUAGCCAAUCAAUAUAUGUCAGUUUUGAAGAUGGAAGUGUUGGUGUUCUCACUGCUUCAACACUAAGAUUGAGAUGCCGAAUUAAUCGUUCAUCUUAUCUAUCUGCAAAUCCAAGCUUGAGGGUAUAUCCUCUCGUCGUUGCCUCACAUCCAUCAGAACCUAAUCAGUUUGCAUUGGGACUUACUGAUGGUGGAGUCUGUGUCCUUGAACCACUAGAAGCAGAAGGGAAAUGGGGCACCUCCCCCCCACAUGAAAAUGAUGCUGGGCCUAGCACCAUCUCUGGUGCAGCUAAUUCAGAUCAACCCCAAAGAUAAAAGAACCCAGUACAUACAUAUGCAGUUGAUAAAGAUGUGGAUGGUUGUUUGCACUUUCUUGUGGUUUUACUCCCUGGCCCGGCCCAGCUAUGUUUUUCUUUUGAAGGGGAAGCUGAAGGAUUAUUCUCAAGGGAAAGCUGCUGCAAUAGACGUAGGAUACCCGAUCAAACUUGUUAACAGUUAAGCUUCAGGGGUAUGAAUAUGUUUUUAACUGAAAUGGCAGAUAUAAUAUGUUUAAUUCUCUUUAUGAUGUUAACUUGUGUAACUUUGUCAGAGGAAUGGGGGGCUUCGCAGAUGGGGGGGGCGGCGUUUUCUCUUGAUUUAUAAGUAACUUUGGAAAAUGAAAUGCUCGGUUUCUUUUA
This is a messenger RNA of Diospyros lotus (date-plum), 3930 nucleotides long. Its product is annotated as topless-related protein 4-like. Gene Ontology annotation, molecular function: protein binding. The record is from RefSeq and is a predicted model, not a curated record. The transcript is spliced from 26 exons. Bases 164 to 3568 code for a protein of 1134 amino acids. Lineage: Eukaryota; Viridiplantae; Streptophyta; Magnoliopsida; Ericales; Ebenaceae. Gene Ontology annotation, biological process: regulation of DNA-templated transcription.